AUGGUAGAUAUCAUUCCUACAAGGUCGAUAUCAACAUUUUUUGCCAGUAUCCUGUCCACCAUGCCCUUCUCCUCUUCUGCGUCUACAUCUAGUGAAGUUGAAACAAAUGAAGUAGCUGCAUCAACUGAAUCAACUGAAUCAACUACAUCAACUGAAUCAACUACAUCAACUGCAUCAACUGAAUCAACUACAUCAACUGAUUCAAUUACAACAACUGAUUCAACAGAGUCAGCUACCACAACUACGCCAACUACGCCAACUACAGCAACUACAUCAUCUGAAUCAACUACACCAACUACCACAACUACCACAACUACACCAACUACACCAACUACAACAACUACAACAUCCAAAUCAUCUGAAUCAACUACAACAACGGCAUCGACCGAAUCAACUACACCAACUGAAUCAAGCUCUUCAGAGAAUUUGGAGCAACCAAAGAGCACCACCGAAACCGGACCAACGACGACUGGUACAGACCUUCCACUUCCAACCUUUGCUUGCACAAAUAAUAUCACGGGAUUUCAAGCAUGUGUUCACGAAGCACAAACGCCAGAUUGGUAUUGGUGUGUUCUAGAUGAAUGGGUCUUUCAAACUUGUGCACCCGGAACAGUCUGCAGACAAGGUGAUGAUGGAGGAGUAUAUUGUGACUUUCCAUAAAAUAAACAAAGGAAAAGGACC
Umbelopsis ramanniana AG is the source of this 681-nucleotide messenger RNA. RefSeq lists its product as uncharacterized. The record is from RefSeq and is a predicted model, not a curated record. Bases 1 to 660 code for a protein of 219 amino acids. NCBI's taxonomy places the organism in Eukaryota, Fungi, Mucoromycota, Umbelopsidomycetes, Umbelopsidales, Umbelopsidaceae. The transcript has a single exon.